AGAGUCAUCUACCCUGGACGUGCUGUUAUCGUCGACCUACUCCCGUUCCCAGCUGUACCUCUCCAAGCAGCUGGCCCUCCUCCACCCAGAGCUCACCAUGCCCAUGUUCUCAGAGAUCAGUUACAGGCUACAGACCGCCCUUGUGCUGCCCGCCAGUUGUUGCUCCACUACCUGUUGCCGUGGCUCUACAACAUGGAGCUGGUAGACCCUAGUACUCCGCCUCCUGC
Molecule: messenger RNA, 227 nt
Organism: Homarus americanus (American lobster)
Lineage: Eukaryota; Metazoa; Arthropoda; Malacostraca; Decapoda; Nephropidae
Product: protein furry-like
Biological process (GO): cell morphogenesis; neuron projection development
Cellular component (GO): site of polarized growth; cell cortex
Source: RefSeq, a predicted model, not a curated record